GGGGUGAGGGUAUGGAGGAGUUGUGGGGGUGUUGCUGCUACUUGGGGCGUGCAUUUCCUCUGGAAGACUGAUCCACUGAUGAAUCAGUAUCACAGAAAGAAUCUUGAGCUGUUUGUUAGUGCAUGAUCGUGAUCACGCCACGUGUGGAACCAACAAACUGGAAAAGUAAGGGAUGGCAUGGGAGUCACGUAAAAAAGUGGUACUCCUUCGCUCCCAGGAAAGCUCAAGUGGACAGGAUCGGUACACAGAUAUGAUACAGGCUGCUGGUUAUCAUGUGCAUAAUGUGCCAACACUGGCAUUCCAAUACCAGAAUUUGGAUGUAUUGAAGAAAUGCCUUGAUUCUCCAACAUCAUUUGCAGGCAUUGUGUUCACCAGCCCUCGUGCAGUUCUUGCUGCUAGUGAGGCAAAUCAUGGACAGAAACUGGAUGGAGCAUGGUUUGAGAAGCCUUGUUUUGUUGUAGGAGAAAGAACUCAAAGUUUGGCAAUGGAAAGUCUGGGCUUGUGUGGUAUUGGUGCGGAGUCAGGUAACGCUGAAAAGCUUGCUGAUGUGAUCAUUUCACAAAUGGCAGGAGAAUGUCAACCACUUCUUUUCCCAUGUGGCAGCCUGAAGAAAGAAACUCUCCCCAACAAGCUGGAGAGUGCUGGCAUUCCUUUACAAUGCAGCACAAUUUAUGUAACAUCUGAGCAUCCUGAUAUGGCAUCAGAACUCAAGAAGUCUCUUGAAAUGCAACCAGAUUUCAUGGUAUAUUUUAGCCCUUCAGGUGUACUAUUUAGCCAAGAUGCAAUAGCACAGUCUGAAGGCCUUGAAGAAGUUAAGCAUGUGUCUAUUGGACCAGCAACCAAGGCUGCUCUGGAGAAAAGUGGAUUGAGUGUUUUUGCAUCUGCACCAAAACCAUGUCCUGAGUCUGUGGUUGAGAUUCUUCAAAGCUGAGGUACUCUGCAUGGUAAAGUGGGAUUUUAUCUUGCCAUGUUAUUUGUCAUACAAAUGUGGUGUUUGUUUUGCUUUCUCAGCUAUGGUCAUUACUACCCAUUUUAUAUGCUGAGAAGUCAGCUCUGGAAUUUAUUUAGUUACAUGUUCUUAUAUUAUGUCAUUUUUCUAGGGUGAUUUUCUCUCAUUCUGGUUUUUCUAUGGUGUGAGCUAGACAUCUGGAAGAGUGUUUUGGUGGAAUCCUGUGCCUGGUAGUGAGCAUUUUGUUUGUGAUUGAAUAAUAAAAUGUAUAAAUGACAUCUGGCACUUUAAAAAGCACAGAUUUCAGUGAUGGAUGUUCCCUAUUAAUGUAAUCACAAACAUCUGAAAUGAAAAUUAUGCUUAGCAAUCCAGGUGUCUAGAUGGUCAUGUGA
Pollicipes pollicipes is the source of this 1341-nucleotide messenger RNA. Its product is annotated as uroporphyrinogen-III synthase. The coding region runs from base 173 to 931 and encodes 252 amino acids. Gene Ontology annotation, cellular component: cytosol. Gene Ontology annotation, molecular function: uroporphyrinogen-III synthase activity. NCBI's taxonomy places the organism in Eukaryota, Metazoa, Arthropoda, Thecostraca, Pollicipedomorpha, Pollicipedidae. The transcript has a single exon. Gene Ontology annotation, biological process: uroporphyrinogen III biosynthetic process. The record is from RefSeq and is a predicted model, not a curated record.